Molecule: messenger RNA, 2186 nt
Organism: Aspergillus wentii DTO 134E9
Lineage: Eukaryota; Fungi; Ascomycota; Eurotiomycetes; Eurotiales; Aspergillaceae
Exons: 3
Coding region: 212-2107 (631 amino acids)
Biological process (GO): positive regulation of transcription by RNA polymerase II
Molecular function (GO): DNA-binding transcription factor activity, RNA polymerase II-specific; sequence-specific DNA binding; zinc ion binding
Source: RefSeq, a predicted model, not a curated record
AGAAUCCUCUUCAGACUGCACUAUUUUUCUGAGUUUUCUCACCGUGAUGAUCAUCCAUGGAUGUCUUAUCUUAUACUUUUAACUUCCCCGCAGCGGCACUUUUAGGGCGGUCCUUAUCACUCGCACGGUUCCUUCGUAUUCUCGCUGCCAACCACCUUCAACUCACACCUCGCGUUUUUCUUUUUUUCAGUCUUCUUAAGGUAUUCAACUUAUGCCCGAACGUACUAAACGUCCAAGACUUCUUGCAUGCUCUCGAUGCUUCCGCUUAAAGCGGAAAUGUGAUCAUGCGAAGCCAAAGUGCAGCGAGUGCAGGAGAAAGGGAGCCGACUGCCUGCCGGCUUCAUCACGCAAAGAUGGUGAAGAUAUAACCAUCCCGUUGAGCUACCUCAAAGAGCUGGAAGCAAAGGUUGCUGAAUUAGAGCAAUGCAAGUGGAGUUCAAGAACAGAGACGCAAGUACGGGAUUUUGGCGUACAGACGGAGCCAAUUGACGAAGUGUUCAGUGAUAAAUCUUGUCUUGACCCUUCUCUUGAUUCACCAGGAAAUCCGAUAGAAGGGUCAAGAUCCUUUAGGUUCUCACCAGUCCUAUUCGAUCGAUUGUCUAGUGAUGCUAUGGAGACUGGAAAUGCAUUGAUGCGUUUGUCCAACUUUUCCCGUAGCCCGACACCAAGACUCGAGGAUGUUGAUAUGACAUAUCUUCUACAAGCCGACACUAUACCACUAGACACUUUUACCCUUGACAACAGUCCUUGGUUUGAAGAUCUCUACACCAAUUUAUAUUUCUCCAUUACGGACUGGGAGUGGCCAUUCCUAAAUCAGAGCGCAUGGAAGUCAUGGCGCAGCAACUGGGAACUUGAAAAAUCGGCAGAUCAAUGGAAAGGAUUCUACCUACAGAUGGUGUAUGCAAUCGGGGCACUAUUAUGCAACAAUCUCCAGCACGACCCAUCGCAUUCAGCACGCGCCAGGGAGCUUUAUACGUCUGCAAUGACAUUUUAUCCGCAUGUCAUUAGCCAAGCAUCCACAGUUCUCCAGAUACAAGCGUCGAUCCUCCUGAUACUUUAUGCUCUCCACUGCCCAUGGUCAGAGGAAAUUGCGACUAGUGUAUCUUCCAUUGUUCCGUUCUGCACUGCUACAAUGGCCGAGAUUAGGAAGCUCGUAUCUGCCAUUGGUGCUACAGAUGAGACAGAUAGUCAAGAUGAUUUGUUGACCGACAAACUCUUUAUCACUUGCUAUAUGUUGAAUGAAAUUAUUGUCUCUGGAUGGGACAGACCUGUUUCUGCUGCUUACAAGGCAAUAGAUGACGAUAUGCACAGCUUCAGCAACGAUAUGCCACCAUCCAACUCCAAUACCGCCCUGAGUCAUUUGUUUCAACUACGCAAGAUUCAAGCCAACAUCAGAAGAUACUGGGACAAAACCCCUCGGCGAUAUGACUCGACUGAGACACAUCAGGAUGCCCCAUUGAAAACGGCGCUGGACUCAUGGAGGAAGGACAUAUCGCGAUACGGUCUAGAUAAUGCACCCUAUGGCCAACACCACCCUCUAUGGAUGGCAAAUCUCUACAACUACAGCGUGAUUAUCUUAAUACAAGAGAAGAGGGGCUGCCUGAGGAAUCAAGAUAUCGAAUAUGCCUUUUCCGCCAUAGUCGACGUCUGCAUAAGUUACAGACGCUUACAGGAAGAAGGCCAAGUGAUGUGCUAUACCUGGUCUUCACUUGUUUUCCAAUUCCGAGCCGGGAUAAUGCUCCUCUACAUCUUUUGGGUGACACCACGCGGAGAGUACCACAACGUCCAGCAAGGGCUAGAUGCAGUAUACGCAUGUGCCAACACCUUAAGUCACUUUGCAGAUCGCUGGGAGGAUGCCGUACCGUAUAAAGAAGUCUACAAAUAUCUUAUUGGCCAGGCUUCGUGGAUCUCUGAAAAUUGUGCGUAUCCAGUUGGCCAAUACGGAUGUACGUUCCAAGAGCUCGAGAUUCAUUUGGAGAAUCUGAAGAAGAGGUAUAUACAUAAAGCAGUCCUAGGCAUGAUUGAGGACAUGGUGUAUCAGGGGCGCAUUUAUGAUGUGAUCGAUGAUGAGUGUAUCUCGCAACCAGCGAUUUCUUUACAUGUGUAGAAUUAUGUGGGUUACUUGUUCUAUAUCACAGAUUGAAACAUCAAGCUAGAGAAGACUGAAAGUGAAUAUCGAGAGAAAU